AGUGCAUUGUGGGUCUUUCCCAAGAUGGCGGCGCCCUUGCUGAAGUGCUGAAGAAGUGUCUCUGGAGAAAUACUUGGAAUUGUUUGUCAAUUUCACGGCAACUAGCCUACGACAUUUGCCUCGUCGACACACGUUUGUGUCAGAAGACCACACGACAAGCGUCAUUGACAGCUCGAGCCUGACAGCGCGUGGCGUGGUUGUGGCAGAGUGUCCGUGUGAAGAUGGGCCUCGUCUCGAGCACCUUCCCAUAGCAAAGAGCAGCCGUGGGGAGAGAACCCGCAGAUUUCCCUGCAAACACAUACCGGUCGAACUUGGACCUGUCGGGUUCGACAUCGUUUACAAAUUGUGGACGCUACCGUACAAUUUUCUUUCAAGAAUUGUCUGUGCGACCGCGUCUAUAAUAGUCAGGAGACGGAGAGGUUUCCCACCCUGUAUCGAAGAGUAUUCUACCGCGCCAAGGGCCCUGAUGAAAAUGGACUCGGAACUGCUGCUCUCGCCGGCCAUAUUCCUGGCUGAGGAGGAAGAGGCGGACAUGAGCGACUGGAACCUGCCGCUGGCCUUCAUGAAGAAACGCCACUCAGAGAAGAUCGAGGGCUCCAAGGCCCUGGCCCAGAGCUGGAGGAUGAAGGACCGGAUGAAGACAGUGAGUGUGGCCCUGGUGUUGUGUCUCAACGUGGGCGUGGACCCUCCUGACGUGGUCAAGACGUCACCCUGCGCCAGACUGGAGUGCUGGAUCGACCCUCUGUCCAUGAGUCCACAGAAAGCCCUGGAGACCAUCGGGGCCAACCUGCAGAAGCAGUAUGAGAACUGGCAACCCAGGGCACGUUACAAGCAGAGUCUGGACCCCACAGUAGACGAGGUGAAGAAGCUGUGUACGUCCCUGAGACGCAACGCCAAGGAGGAGCGUGUCCUCUUCCACUACAAUGGACACGGGGUCCCCCGACCCACCGUCAACGGGGAGAUCUGGGUCUUCAACAAGAACUACACCCAGUACAUCCCUCUGUCUGUGUACGACCUCCAGACGUGGAUGGGCAGCCCCUCCAUCUUCGUCUACGACUGCUCCAACGCAGGCAUCAUCGUCAAGUCUUUCAAACAGUUCGCCCUGCAGAGAGAGCAGGAGCUGGAGGUGGCAGCCAUUAACCCCAACCACCCCCUGGCCCAGAUGCCUCUCCCCCCCUCCAUGAAGAACUGUAUCCAGCUGGCCGCCUGCGAGGCCUCAGAGCUACUGCCCAUGAACCCUGACCUCCCCGCUGACCUCUUCACCUCUUGCCUCACCACGCCCAUCAAGAUCGCCCUGCGCUGGUUUUGCAUGCAGAAAAGUGCCAAGCUGGUACCAGGAGUGACAUUGGACCUCAUUGAGAAGAUACCUGGGAGACUGAAUGACAGACGCACCCCUCUGGGAGAGCUCAACUGGAUCUUCACUGCUAUCACUGACACUAUCGCCUGGAACGUGCUGCCCAGAGAUCUGUUCCAGAAGCUCUUUCGUCAGGACCUGUUGGUGGCCAGUUUAUUCCGCAACUUCCUGUUGGCCGAGAGGAUAAUGAGGUCAUACAACUGCACCCCUGUCAGCAGUCCGCGCCUGCCACCUACGUACAUGCACGCCAUGUGGCAGGCAUGGGACCUGGCCGUGGACAUCUGUCUCUCUCAGCUGCCCACCAUCAUUGAGGAGGGCACCGCCUUCAGGCACAGUCCGUUCUUUGCAGAGCAGCUGACAGCGUUCCAGGUGUGGCUGACCAUGGGAGUGGAGAACAGGAACCCCCCCGAACAGCUCCCCAUCGUGCUGCAGGUCCUCUUGAGUCAGGUUCACAGGCUAAGAGCGCUGGACCUGCUCGGCCGCUUCCUGGACCUGGGGCCCUGGGCCGUCAGUCUGGCCCUCUCAGUAGGGAUCUUCCCCUACGUGUUGAAGCUGCUACAGAGCUCUGCGCGGGAGCUCCGACCCCUGCUGGUCUUCAUCUGGGCUAAGAUCCUGGCUGUGGACAGCUCGUGUCAGGCAGACCUGGUGAAGGACAACGGGCACAAGUACUUCCUGUCUGUCCUGGCCGACCCCUACAUGCCUGCUGAGCACCGCACGAUGGCUGUCUUUAUCCUGGCUGUGAUUGUCAACAGCUACACCACAGGCCAGGAGGCCUGUCUGCAGGGGAACCUGAUAGCCAUCUGCCUGGAGCAGCUCUCUGACCCUCACCCCCUGCUCCGUCAGUGGGUGGCCGUCUGCCUGGGACGCAUCUGGCAGAACUUUGACUCGGCCCGCUGGUGUGGUGUCAGGGACAGUGCCCACGAGAAGCUCUACAGCCUGCUGUCCGACCCCAUACCUGAGGUGCGCUGUGCGGCGGUGUUUGCCCUGGGGACGUUUGUGGGGAACUCAGCCGAGCGAACGGACCACUCUACGACCAUCGACCACAACGUGGCCAUGAUGCUGGCACAGCUCAUCAACGACGGCAGCCCUGUGGUCCGCAAGGAGCUGGUGGUGGCUCUGAGUCACCUGGUGGUUCAGUACGAGAGUAACUUCUGCACCGUGGCCCUGCAGUUCAUGGAGGAGGAGAAGAACUACCCUGUACCCUCAACUGCCAACACCUUAGAGCCUGGUAACCUGACUCCUGUGCGCGACAGCCCCGCCAUCCCUCGGCUGCGUUCAGUCAACUCCUACACCAACAUCCGAGCUGCCACCACCGCACGCAACCUCAACAAGAGCCUGCAGAACCUCAACCUCAACGAGGAGGGUGGUCCGGUGGCGUUCUCUCCAGGUAACCUGAGCACCAGCAGCAGUGCCAGCAGCACCCUGGGUAGCCCUGACAACGAUGAGUACAUCCUCUCCUUUGAGACCAUCGACAAGAUGAGACGAGUCUCCUCCUACUCCUCCCUCAACUCCCUCAUAGGGGUGUCGUUCAACAGCGUUUACACACAGAUCUGGAGGGUUCUCCUGCACCUGGCGGCCGACCCGUUCCCAGAGGUGUCCGACCUGGCCAUGAAGGUCCUCAACAGCAUCGCCUACAAGGCCACUAUGAACGCUCGGCCCCAGAGGAUCCUGGACUCUGGCUCUCUCACCCAGUCGGCCCCCGCCAGCCCCACCAGCAAGGGGGCACACAUCCACCAGGCAGGUGGUUCUCCCCCCAUGCCCAGUGCCAGCAGCUCCAGUCUGACCAACGAGGUGCCCAAACCCCGACACGUGGUGGAGAACAGCCCCCACGCGACCCCCUACACCCCCACGCUGGGCGGACGCCCCCACUCCCACCAGUUCCCCCGCACGCGCAAGAUGUUCGACAAGGGGCCCUCCGGCUCUGAACAGGUACCAGAUGACCCAGGAGGUCACAAGGCCUACAUGAAUGCCAACCUGUCUACAGGGCUGUGUGACUGGAGUGCCAAGUACUUUGCUCAGCCUGUUAUGAAGAUUCCAGAGGAGCAUGAUGUGGAGAGUCAGGUGAGGAAAGAGAGGGAGUGGAGGUUCCUGAGGAACGCCCGCGUUCGAAAACAGAGCCAACGCAUCACGCAGAGAGGCGUGACGCGUCUGGACGACCAGAUCUUCAUCAACCGUAACCCUGGCGUUCCCUCCGUGGUCAAGUUCCACCCCUUCAACCCCUGCAUCGCCGUGGCAGACAAAGACAGCAUCUGUUUCUGGGACUGGGAGAAGGCGGAGAGGUUGGACUAUUUCUACAACGGGAACCCUCGCUACACCCGCAUCACAGCUAUGGAGUACCUCAACGGACACGACUACUCCCUGCUGCUCACUGCUACAGAUGACGGGGCGUUGCGUAUCUGGAAGAACUUUGCGGACCAGCGGAACCCCGAGAUGGUGACGGCGUGGCAGGGCCUGUCCGACAUGCUCCCCACGACCCGAGGUGCAGGCAUGGUGGUGGACUGGGAGCAGGAGACGGGGCUGCUGAUGACUUCUGGAGACGUGAGGGUCAUCAGGAUCUGGGACACGGAGAGGGAGAUGAAGGUCCAGGACAUCCCAACGGGGGCCGACAGCUGUGUGACUAGCCUAUCAUGUGACUCACAGCGGUCCCUCAUCGCAGCGGGGCUGGGCGACGGCUCGGUCCGCCUCUAUGACAGGAGGAUGGGCGCCAACGAGUGUCGUGUGAUGACGUACCGGGAACACUCGUCCUGGGUGGUCAAGGCCCACCUGCAGAAGCAGACGGACGGCAAAGUCAUUAGUGUCAGUGUCGAUGGAGACGUGCGGUUCUUCGAGCUGCGGUCGCCGGACUCUGUGAACGUGCUGCAGACGGUGAAGGGGUUAACGGCGCUGGACAUCCAUCCGCAGGCCAACCUGUUCGCCUGUGGAUCGAUGAACCAGUUCAUAGCCGUGUACAACUCCAACGGUGACGUGAUCAGCAACAUCAAGUAUUAUGACGGUUUCAUGGGCCAAAGGAUCGGGGCCAUCAGCUGUUUGGCCUUCCAUCCCUACUGGCCCCACCUGGCGGUGGGCAGCAACGACUACUACAUGUCCAUCUACUCAGCGGAGAAGAGGCUCAGAUAACCCCAAACAACCCCCCUUGAACUUUACCUUUGACCCCUGACCUCUCUCCCCUCGGAGCCAGGAUGUAAAUGACUUCUAAUGUACAUAUGCAAUUGUUACCACCCCUGAAUGUCCUAUAGUGAUGGCUGCUGACAAACUCAUGUUAUGAUGUUGACUUAUAUUAUUAUUCUUGAUCGUUUUAUUCAAAUUCUUUAUUAUGAAGCUAUUGAUUGUAGACUUGGCAGUGCUGAGGAGCGUGUAUAUUUAAUUGCGUGUAUGCAGAGAUGAAUAAUAGGUCUAUUUUAAAGGUUCCAGCCUUGGCUGGGGGAGACGGGCGGUGUCGCUACCUGAAUGACCUCUACAUUUACCUUUCUAUGACCUCUAUGCAUCGGGGUCAAGAGGUUAUCGAGAGAUAGACAAUACCCUCUCUCACACACGACUCUGGGCCUGAAGGCUGUGGCUCACGGACACCCGCACAACCCUUAUUGAAGCCCCCCCCGCUGUAGCCAGUAGACUUGCUCUCACUGUUCGCUCACAAGAUGGCGGACUACGGGCGCUUCUGGUGUGUGAGAAAGUGAAAUGUAGAACAGAGCACAGAUGAGCCCAAAGUUGGCCCACUGCCUUGGACACAAACCCAUGCCCAUACAGAUGUCCACUACCAUGCUAUACUGUAGGACUAACCAGACCUCCUUGCAUCCCUGUGCCCUCGCCCAAUUGUUCUAAACUCACCAACCUUUGCCAUUCAUCUCCAUUGUCCUAUGCCCACAGGCUUACCCCGUGUCCUUAGUGCAAUGGGUGACUACUGCUCAGCUCUAAUCCCAAGACUGAUGCUACCUGUCUGCCCUACCUGCAAAGCAAUAAUGAAUUAGCUUGGAGCUCUCUACAGCCUCCAAGCUUCUGCUGCUCCAGACCCCCUGUCCCCCCCUGUCCCCCCACUCAUCGGCUGAACCAUACCCGCCUGAGAAGCCCCAGCACUGGGAGACAUGGAGCAGUUUGCUGGGGUCCUGAAGUAUCGAUUCCAGAGUCCUGGCUGAGGCCCGCUUGGCCCAUCCCCAGUCUUUCCUACAGACCCCAGCCAGAAGCACUCCCAGGCUGGACAAGAAGAAACACAGCGCCCACUGCAUCCCCGGGGGGGUGGGGUUCUGCUGCUACUUUUCUGCAUCCUCGCACACAGGCUUAUGAGGACUGUAAGAACUGUGUAUGGACUGUCCCCAGGCAGCCCUUUCCCCUGUGUGCCAACCUUCCACCUGCUAUCCGCUACACAUUUUGGAGAAAAGUCUGGCAAUUUUCUUCUAUCUUUGUUUGUUUUUUUCUUUUAACCUUGAUUUUAUUUGCCAGCCGUGUUUGGUUUCUUUUAGCGGAAAGGGAGUUUCAAGAAGAUUGGGAUAGAGAAGUUGGGUCAAAAAACAGGAGUGACUUCAGACCUUUGUGUAAUACAGUGCACUGGUAAAUACACAGUAACGCUCCAUAGCACUUCUUCAGUUCAGUGUCUUUGUUGUCAAAAGCCACAGCUCUCCUGUCAACCUCUAACGCUAGCUCAGGUACCUCAUGAGCCACGAGAUACCCCAUAAUACUGCGCCGUCUCUGCGUGGUAGACUCACAGAGGUCUGACGUUACUCUUGAUAUGACGAACUUAGGAUGGUCAAAAUCAGUUCAGUGAGUCCGGAGGUGCCUUUUUUUUUUUUUUUUUUUUUGUAACACGGGUUUACCCUUCUGGUCAACACUCGCUCCAAGUGCGGUAUCGCCAUUAAGGUGCCUCUAUUAGGGGUCGCUUUUUGGGUUUUCUCUGUAUUACCUUCCUGUUUUUCUUUGAUUUUUUUUUUUUUUUUUUUUUCCCACUUUUGUAAUUUUAUAUAUUUUUAAUUUGCUGGUGUUUGUUUUCCUUGGACCUCAGUGGGAUGGUGAGAUGGGAGAGGGCUGUUUCUCCCCCUUUCACAGACGCUCUCGCCCACACGGUGUCUCUCCUCGUACAGUACUUCCCCCCCCUGGACUCUCCCCUCACCUUUUUGCCUCUAAAGUCCUCAGCUUGGCUUUCACCCUAGAAAGGAAUGGACAAUAAUGCUUUGCCUGUGGACUGAACCGGUCACGGUAACCGGUAACACAUGCCAUGCAUUCAGCAUAAGCGGCUGCGCACUCUGUCAUAACCAAGCCUCACUACGCUCAGUAGCUCCCCCUGUAGGGUACGGAGGAGGUACUGCAGCCUUCACUGCUAUCACUGACACCUACAGCAAAAACCCCACAACGCUGUCUGUCAGCCAUGCUCAGAAUCACAUCUCUAGUUAUCCUGCUUUGAGUUUUAACAUUUUAGAUAUGGAAACAAAACUAAACUUUGAAGAUGUAGAAGGAGAAAUUAAAGCAAUCAGGUGUUUCUCUGUGACGGUAGACUGCUUUGCUGACUGGUUUAUAAGGCGGGAGAUGAAGUCAGUCAAAUAAACCAAAUACACAACAACACUAGUUUUCCUGGUGAUUAUUUUAUUAAAUUUUUUUGGUUUGUGUUUUCAUGUUUGUGUUAAUGUUCAUGCUCUCGUUGUGGAGUUCUACAUGUAUUGUGUAAAACAAAUGUGUCUGCUAUUGCGUCACAAUAUUUGUGUCGUCAUUACCAUAUCGGUUGAUCUGGAAUGUUUUCCUUAAAUAAAUAACACUUUUAUC
Messenger RNA from Oncorhynchus tshawytscha (Chinook salmon), 7099 nucleotides. Its product is annotated as regulatory-associated protein of mTOR. Gene Ontology annotation, cellular component: cytoplasm; TORC1 complex. The record is from RefSeq and is a predicted model, not a curated record. Gene Ontology annotation, molecular function: protein-macromolecule adaptor activity; protein binding. NCBI's taxonomy places the organism in Eukaryota, Metazoa, Chordata, Actinopteri, Salmoniformes, Salmonidae. Gene Ontology annotation, biological process: cellular response to starvation; regulation of autophagy; positive regulation of protein serine/threonine kinase activity.